Molecule: messenger RNA, 1275 nt
Organism: Phytomonas sp. EM1
Lineage: Eukaryota; Euglenozoa; Kinetoplastea; Trypanosomatida; Trypanosomatidae
Source: the annotation of a GenBank genome assembly
AUGAUGCUUGGUGAGCGUGCCAAAGUCAUGAUACAUAAGUAUCAUGGUAUUGACUGGCUCCUUUUUGUCAUCCUCGCGUUUAUACUUUUUUUCUGCGAUAGAUACGUCACGCCGCACUGCCGCCCCUUCCAAUGGGAUGACCCAACCAUCAGCUACCCACAUUCGAAGGAUACCUUCGGGUCGUUCACGAUCACCUUGAUCAUCGUCGCCUUGCCGGUUUUUUAUUUCUUGUUUGAGAAGUUCGCCGUCAAACCCCUCCGUGGGAUCCUCGGCGAGCCCAUGUCGCUUUACUCGUUGAAUGACGUGAAGAAGACCUACGAAGGGCCGCUGCGGGCGCUCAUGUCCGACGCCAUGAUUUCUGAGAAAUCCCUACACCACCCCAACCGCUCCAUGGCGUACGUGGAUGGACCGAUCUAUUCGUGGAUUCGCGCGCAUCUCUGGGCGUGCUUGAUGGAGCUUUUUUUGGUGGAUAUGUUGAAGCUCUACGCGGGGCGACUUCGUCCGGAUUACCUCGCCCGAUUGGCUGAGGCUAAUUACAGUAAAAAGUCGGGCUCUCCCGAUCCGAAAACGGAGAUGCAGUUCUACUGUCAACUCAUGCACACGAGUUCGACAUUGCGGGAUGGUCGGAUGUCGUUUCCGUCCGGGCAUAGCAGCUCGUAUUUUGCGGUGUUCACCAUCAUGUCGUUUUUCCUCUUCGCACAUUUGCGGCCGUUUGCGCGGCAAGGAAGUUUUAUACGGCUGCUCAUCGCGCUUUCUCCACUUUCGGUGGCUUUUAUUUGCGCGGUGAGCCGCACGCGGGAUCACAAACACAACUUCUCCGACAUCUCCGUGGGGUCCGUGUUGGGGGUGGCGUGUGCGAUUUUGGCGUUUUCGACCUCCUUCCGCGUGGCGGGCGGGCCUUUGACGGUGUACCUCGCGCGGAGCGAGAUCGAUGUGGAGUAUUUGCGGCAUUACCGCAGCUCCAUCUUCAACUCGCGCGGGAAUAUUAAAGAUUCCGUGACGAUUCCACUCGAAACCGGGUUAGCGGCGGCGAAGAAUGUGCAUUAUCAGUCAACCGCGCGGCGAACGGAGGAGUCGAACUCCGUCGAAUACGGAAGAUCCCCGAACACAGAAGUCGAAUCGAGAGAAGCGGGCGCAGGAGGGGCGGGCCAUGCGAUCGUCAUGUUUCCCAACGACGAAACCGACAGUCGUAGUACGGGUUUGCCUUUACCGCGCAAUAUGUUGGUAACGGAGCUUGAGCUUAACGAAAACUCUGAGGCAGUGUCGUGGCUGUAA